Molecule: messenger RNA, 993 nt
Organism: Cylas formicarius (sweet potato weevil)
Lineage: Eukaryota; Metazoa; Arthropoda; Insecta; Coleoptera; Brentidae
Product: craniofacial development protein 2-like
Exons: 1
Coding region: 1-993 (330 amino acids)
Biological process (GO): chromatin remodeling
Cellular component (GO): nucleus
Molecular function (GO): catalytic activity
Source: RefSeq, a predicted model, not a curated record
AUGACUGGAAAAGCUAAAGUUACGGCCCUCAGUCCCCGGCAGACCUUUGAUGGUCAGGGGGUGCUAAGAAUCUCCGGGCCAGUCAUGAGGAGGAUUGCUACAUGGAAUGCGCGAAGUAUGUUUGAAGCUGGCAAAGUCCACAAUGCUAUAAAAGAAAUGAGAAGGUUGAACAUCGAAAUCCUUGGGAUUAGUGAAAUGCGAUGGCCAAGGUCAGGUCAAGUUCAGAUAGAGGGGCAUCAAGUUCUGUAUGCAGGUAAUGAUGACCGUAAUCAUUAUAACGGUGUGGGCAUCAUCGUGAAUGAAGAAGUGAAAGGGGCGAUCAAAGCAUUUGCUCCAAUAUCCGAUAGAGUGAUCUUACUGCAAUUAAACGCACAUCCAUUUAACGUUAAUAUAAUUCAGACCUACGCACCGACCUGCGAUCACUCUGAUGAAGAGGUGGAAUUGUUUUACAUGCAUCUAGACUCGGCAAUGGAACUGGUUAAUAAAUCCGACGUUACUAUUGUAAUGGGUGACUUUAAUGCGAAAGUCGGGAACAGACCGAGAGAAGGUAUAGUUGGCGAGUACGGUCUUGGUGUGCCAAAUGAACGGGGCGAUAGACUGGUGCAAUUUUGUCAGGAAAGGGAGCUCGUGAUUACAAACACUUUCUUCAAGCUGCCUUCCCGCCGCUUAUACACAUGGAGAUCAAACGCGGAAACCCUGGAUAGAAUUGUACGAAGCCAAAUUGACUUGAACUCAGACCACAACCCCGUCAUAGUGUCUGUGAGAAUAAACCUUAAAAAGUUAAAGACCAAAACAAAAACUAGGAUGAUCGAUACAUCUAAACUUAACAACGAAGAACUUAGAACGGAAGUCAAAGAAAUGCUCAACGAAAAGUUGCUAAAUACUAGUACUAGGGAAGAAGACAUAGAAACGUCAUGGAAUGUAAUUAAACAUGCCUUAGUUGAAACUAGCAAAGCCAAGCUCAAGACAGAAACCCGACGUACGGAUGGAUGA